CCCACUUGUUGCGUUUCGCUUUUCUAUCUCAGAAAUAUUUGAGUCAUCUUCUAGUAGUGAGUGAGUGCUGCUGAUUGUGACAAAUUAAAGAAAUUGGACUAUUUUUAUAACAAUUAUCAUUUGAAAUAGUUGAUAAUAAGUGAAAUCAAAAUGUCUCGACCGGGUGAUAGGCCGAACCAAGCCCAAACAUACAAACUUGUGGUCGUCGGCGGCGGCGGUGUGGGAAAAAGUGCAAUCACAAUACAAUUUAUUCAGAGCUACUUCGUGACAGACUAUGACCCCACCAUCGAGGACAGUUACACCAAACAGUGUGUCAUCGACGAUGUGCCGGCGAAACUGGACAUUCUCGACACAGCUGGUCAAGAGGAGUUCAGUGCGAUGAGGGAACAGUACAUGAGGUCUGGUGAGGGCUUCCUCCUAGUCUUCUCAGUAGCUGACCACGCCAGCUUCGAUGAGCUCUACAAAUUCCACAAGCAAAUCCUCCGUGUCAAAGAUCGAGAUGAGUUCCCCAUGCUUCUUGUUGGAAACAAAGCUGACUUGGAACACCAGAGAGUUGUGUCACUGGAAGAAGCACAAGCCUUGUCGCGUCAACUCAAAGUCCCAUACAUUGAGUGCAGUGCUAAAGCGCGCAUGAAUGUCGACCAAGCGUUCCACGAGCUCGUCAGAUUAGUGCGCCGCUUCCAGGAGGCUGAGCGUAUCAACAUCAAGUCAGACUACGGAAGCGGCAAAAAGAAAAAAUGCACCAUUCUGUAACACUAAUUAUAUCUAUGGUGAGAUUUGUUCUAAACGUUCUACAUUCGAAGUUCGCGCCGUUCCGAUGACAGAUGUUUUUUUUUUUCGUUUUUUUUUUACAAAGAUGUUGAUUAUUUAUUUUUUUAUUCUAGAGAUGUACUGACUAUCUAUGGAGUGUUAGUCGAUUACCAAACAAUCCACUUUUUGGAAUAGCUUUAAUUUAGAAAUGUGAUUUAGCUCCCUCGUAAGCUAAAGAAGUCAAUGAAUGAAUAGAUAGUUUGUACAUUUUUGAUGAAAUUAUUCGGGUUGUAAUAUAAUUUAUAUUUAAAAUAUUUAUACAAUACAUCUCCAUGUUUAUCUACUUCAUUAGUUUUAAAGUGAAUAUACCGUCUUCUUAUUUUUUAUAUUUAUUACUUUUUUUAGCUUUUAAGCAUAAUUUGCUUUCUUCUUGAUGAAAAGCACAUUCAAAUGCAAAUUGCCUGUUUAUUUUUAUAGAACUUGAUUAAGAAUAAGUGUGAUACACUUCUGUUUACGAUAUUUAUGGUAGUGUUGAUUUUUUAGCUUGAACUAAUGCUAGACUGUGGCUGGAAUUAGGUACAAAAAUUGAAUAUUUAAACAGGGACAUUGUUUAUACACAGAUAUGCAAUAAUAAACAUUAGGGUUAUUAAUUUUUAGUCAAACAGCAAGUGUUAGGAUAAAAAUAAUUGUAUUCAAUGUUCAUAGCUUUAAAGAUAUUUUUAGAGGCGAAUUUUUAAUGAAAAUCUUUAAUAAAUAGUUGAAAUUUCAACAUUAUCAUAAAUA
This is a messenger RNA of Spodoptera exigua (beet armyworm), 1533 nucleotides long. The record is from the annotation of a GenBank genome assembly. NCBI's taxonomy places the organism in Eukaryota, Metazoa, Arthropoda, Insecta, Lepidoptera, Noctuidae.